AUUCGAGGGACUUGAAGUUCCAACAGUUUGUUUUGUUUAUUUCUUGAUUUCUGUUUAUUUUUUUGCCAUUUAAUUUUUCUUUAGUUUUUAAAUUAUUUAAUCGUAAUUUUUAUUGAGUCCACAAUUGCGUUGUGUCCAAUUAUUCACACCUCUGUUCUUAAGGGCAACGAGAUUAAUAUCGUAGCAAUUUUCUGCUUCUACUCUUGUGCUUUUUCAUCACUUUUUUAUUAUUCACAUAAACAAAAUUACUUCUCAUAUUGAUAAUCUUUUCAUCAAAUAUGUUUACCUUUUUUUUUACUUAUUCUUAGGAUUAUUGGAAGUAAAUUAUUUCUUGAGUUGUUAUUUUUAUGGUAAAAAUAAUUAAUUUAAAAUGUGUGAACACUCAGAACUGGUCGCCGAGAUGCCAGUGUUGGAGAAAAUGUCAACACAGGAGAGAUUGAAAUUGGCGAGAAAACGACGAAUGCAACAAUUAAAGAAAUGGAAUCUCCGAGAAAAGGAUUAUAAUUACAAAAAGAAAAACAAUGAAACUUUUGGUAAACGAAGCGGUGGUAAUGUCGGUGUGACCGGUGGUGGAAAGAGAGAUUAUAAAGUUCAUUUUGUUCCAAGUGUUAUGCUGCUUGAAGCCGCUGCAAGAAAUGAUGUUGAAGAAGUGAGAAGACUUUUAAUGCUCGGUGUUAGUCCUGAUUCUACAAAUGAAGAUGGUUUAACUGCUCUACAUCAAUGUUGUAUCGAUGAUAGUGAAGAGAUGAUGAAAAUAUUGAUUGAAUUUGGUGGAAACAUCAAUGCCCAAGACAGUGAACAAUGGACACCUUUACAUGCCGCUGCUACUUGUGGACUUUUACACCUUGUUAGAUAUUUAAUUUCUAAAGGAGCCGAUCUGUUGGCUGUGAAUGCUGAUGGAAAUAUGCCUUAUGAUAUUUGUGAAGAUGAAGCGACUCUGGAUUAUAUUGAAUCUGAGAUGGCAAAAAGAGGAAUAACUCAAGAGAUGAUCGAUGAGACUCGAGCUUCAGUUGAGAAUCGGAUGUUGGCCGAUUUGAAGAAAGUCGCUGAAUCAGGUGGAGAUCUUGAGUUUCGUGAUGUUCAUGGUGCGACACCUUUACACAUUGCGGCUGCAAAUGGAUAUUCAGUAGUUGUUGAGUUUCUUCUCGAUAAUCAUGUUUCAACCGAUGUUGUUGAUAAUGACCUUUGGCAACCAAUUCAUGCAGCAGCUUGUUGGGGUCAUCCUGAUGUUUUAGAGCAAUUAGUUCAAGCUGGAGCUGAUCUUAAUGCUCGUACCAAAAAUGGAGAAACUCCUUUAGAAAUAUGUGAAGAUCCUGAAUCCAAAAGCAAGAUAAUUGAUUUAAUGGGUAAAAUUGAAUGUAAAAAUUCAACUCAUUACACAAAGUCCAAAAAAUGUCAUCUACAAAAUACUAGAUGUCAAAAAAUUCUACGAACAAAAUUAACGCAGAAAUCUCAUAUUUCUCGGCGUGAAGCUCAAGAAGAAUUCAAACUUCUUGCUAGUUCAUUUCAAAGUGGUGAUGAAAAUGAACCAACAGACCAGAAUCACACCAACAAUCAAAAUAACUCUAUUGUGAGUCCUGUUGAUACAAUAAUCCACAAUGAAGUCAAUGAAAUUUGUUUAAAAGUGAAAGAAAAUCUAAGUGAUAUCGGAAUCGUUAACCAUGACACCGGAAUAGAUGAUACGAAAAAGCUUAGAACUGAGCAAAAUCAUCGUAAAAGUCUUUCUCCCAUCGAAUCACCAAAAACCUCUAAUAACGAUCGAGAUCAAACUAUUAGCUCUCGUUCUUUGCGUAAUAGCAAUUCAUCAUCAUCCACUACCCGUCAUACUAAAGUCAGUGACAACAUGAGAGAUUAUAAUUAUCCAGAAGAUUCUGAAGAUUCAAAGUUAUCUCAUGUUUUGGAGAUUUAUGAUUUCCCAUCCGACAUAAGAACCCAAGAUUUGGUUACCUCGUUGGCAGUAUUCAAUUUGCGAGAUUUUGAUAUUAAAUGGGUCGAUGAUUCUCAUGCAUUAGCUGUUUUCUCAAGCCAAGCCGCUGCUAAAGAGGCCAUGUCAAUGCCUCACCACAAUAUACGCUUGAGACCUUUAAAUGAAGGUAUCAAAGAAUCUAAAGUUAAAGCUCAAAAAUGUGCAGAUAACCUUUUACCUUACAAACAGAGACCACAAACUUCAGCUAUACUCGCUCGUAGACUUAUUACCGGAGCGUUAGGAAUAAGAAGUAGCAUAAGCUCUGAACAAAGAGCCGCUGAAAAGAAACGUCUACAAGAAGCUAAAGUUAAAAUGUGUGAACACUCAGAACUGGUCGCCGAGAUGCCAGUGUUGGAGAAAAUGUCAACACAGGAGAGAUUGAAAUUGGCGAGAAAACGACGAAUGCAACAAUUAAAGAAAUGGAAUCUCCGAGAAAAGGAUUAUAAUUACAAAAAGAAAAACAAUGAAACUUUUGGUAAACGAAGCGGUGGUAAUGUCGGUGUGACCGGUGGUGGAAAGAGAGAUUAUAAAGUUCAUUUUGUUCCAAGUGUUAUGCUGCUUGAAGCCGCUGCAAGAAAUGAUGUUGAAGAAGUGAGAAGACUUUUAAUGCUCGGUGUUAGUCCUGAUUCUACAAAUGAAGAUGGUUUAACUGCUCUACAUCAAUGUUGUAUCGAUGAUAGUGAAGAGAUGAUGAAAAUAUUGAUUGAAUUUGGUGGAAACAUCAAUGCCCAAGACAGUGAACAAUGGACACCUUUACAUGCCGCUGCUACUUGUGGACUUUUACACCUUGUUAGAUAUUUAAUCUCUAAAGGAGCCGAUCUGUUGGCUGUGAAUGCUGAUGGAAAUAUGCCUUAUGAUAUUUGUGAAGAUGAAGCGACUCUGGAUUACAUUGAAUCUGAGAUGGCAAAAAGAGGAAUAACUCAAGAGAUGAUCGAUGAGACUCGAGCUUCAGUGGAGAAUCGGAUGUUGGCCGAUUUGAAGAAAGUCGCUGAAUCAGGUGGAGAUCUUGAGUUUCGUGAUGUUCAUGGUGCGACACCUUUACACAUUGCGGCUGCAAAUGGAUAUUCAGUGGUUGUUGAGUUUCUUCUCGACAAUCAUGUUUCAACCGAUGUUGUUGAUAAUGACCUUUGGCAACCAAUUCAUGCAGCAGCUUGUUGGGGUCAUCCUGAUGUUUUAGAGCAAUUAGUUCAAGCUGGAGCUGAUCUUAAUGCUCGUACCAAAAAUGGAGAAACUCCUUUAGAAAUAUGUGAAGAUCCUGAAUUGAAAGAAAGAAUAAUAGAACUGCGAAACGAAAUGGAAACCAAAAAAGCGAGUCAUUCUUUACGAUUGAAAAGAUCUCACUCACAGAAUACUAGAAGUCAAUCUGUUCGUCGAACUAGUAUAAGAGAAAAGUCUCAAAUUUCUCGACGUGAGGCUCGAGAAGAGGCUAGACUUCGUGUUGAAUCUUCUCAGAAUGGUGAAGAUGAUGAAGAUCAGACACAAAGAAAUAAUCUCACCAAUAAUCACAACAAUUUCGCUAAAAAUUUAACCAAUUCAAGUUCUACGAUAAUUUCCAAUUCCAAUGAUAAAGAUGAGCCAAUUGUUAUCAACAAAGUCAAUGGUUUUUCUUCACCAGUUAAAGGAAGUGUCAGUGCUUCAGGACAUGUUAAUAAUGAUUUAAUAAAUUCUUCCUCUCUUCUUCCUUCUUAUGGUGAUAGUUUAAUUACACCAGAGCCAAACAAACAAUCUUCUAACCAUCAAUUCAUCGAGUCAAAUGUUGUUCCCAAGCAAAUCCCAUCCUCCUCUUCAUCAGAUUAUCAAAUCAAUCUUAGACCAUUAAGUAAAGAUGCAGUUGUCAUUCGUAAUGAUGGUUAUUGUGAAAAAGAUUCUAUUGGAACUGAAAGUGUCACCAACAGUAUUAAUGAUUUUAAUAGCGAUUUUGAUUACUCAAGAGAUGAUCAAUCAGUAAUUGAUGGUAUACCAAGUGGAACAACUAGCGAUUCAUUAUCAUGCCGGUCAGGGUAUAACAAUAACAACUUAAUUAAUCGAGCAAUUGAGGAAUCAUCUGGUCGAUCAGUAAGACAAUUAGCCACAUCUAAAAGCAAUAAUCGUAAUUCAAUUAGCUCCGGAUCAAGUAGUACCACCACCGGAAAUACUAGUAAUAAUAUGCUCUCCAAUGAAUCAGUUAAAGUGGAGAUACAUGUAACAGUAAAUGCGAAUCCACCAAACAACAACUUUGGAACGGGAACUUUAGCCGAUCUAAAGAAGCAUCGAGCUGACCUACGUCAUCGUAAUAGUCUUUCUCCCGGAGAAUCACCAAAAACAUCCAAUAACGAACGAGAUCAAACCAUUGGUACUCGAUCUUUACGUAAUAGUAAUUCAUCUUCAUCCACCACAACAACAACAACAACAAACGCCCGUCAUCUUAAGGCUUCCUAUUCCUUUCAAUCUCCACCCUCUCCCAGCGGAGAUUUGAAAAAGUUUCGAGCCGAUCCAAGUGAAGUAGUUGGUGAAAUACAGAACAAAGGAUGUUGUAAGCUCAUGUAACUUUCAGAUAGAAAAGAGAAAAACUAAUCAUUCCCUCUUUCUUUUUGCCUUCCAUUCUCAUUCUCAUCAUCAUCAUCAUCAUACUUCACCACCACAACCCUUAUCAUCAUCAUCAUGCUUUUCAUCAUCUCAUCAUUUUUAUCCUUGCCUGUUCUCUUUCUCCUCUCUCUCUCUCUCUCUCUCUCUCUCUCUCUCUCUCUCUCUCUCAUUCUCUUUCCACCAUCAGAAAAAAAUCCUUCUUUUUUUAUCUAUUUUUUAUAUCUAAACACACACACUUAACAACAAUUAAUUAUUAUUACUAUAAUAUUCAACUUUCCAUGAACACUAAAACAUGAAAUGAUUAAUUUUAAUCAUUUGAAACCUCAAUUAUAAUUGUUAUUUAACUUUGUUUAACUAACAUAAUCAAUUGCGGUGGAAAAGUUGAAUAUUUUGUAAUUGAAGAUAUUCCUUUGUAAAUUUAAUUAAUGUUUUCUCACCCGCGCCCCAACUACGAAGGUCAUUUUCAAAUACAACAAUCAAUUAUGAAGAAGAUAACAAGCUUCAUUAAUCAUAAGCAAUCAAGAUAUUUAAAUUAUAUUUCCAUUGAUAAAAGAAAAGAAGAAAAAAAAAGAGAGAAAGUGGAAACAUUUCCGUUUCCUAAUAGAUACGGAAAUGAGAAUCAUCUCAAUUAAUUAAUCAUCUAAUCCACCCUUUCCCCAUCCUUUCCAAUAUUUACUAUUAACUUUAAAUUGUUGGACCAAAUUAGCCACCCUUUAAUUGCCUUCUCAACAACCAAACGCAAUUUAAAAUGCAUUUCAAAUCAAUUCCAAGAUGAUUUUAUUAAUGUAAAACAAUUAAGGAUCAACCACUAAUCCCUUCUCAAUCCCUAAUCCAUCAAAAAAAAUCAGCUCUCAUGUCACAACUUUUCAUUUUCCUCUCAAAAUCAGCUAUUUAUUAUUACAAUUAAGUAAUUAAUUAUUACCUUAAUAUUAAUCAUGUUGUUAUAGUUGUGUAAUAAUUUACUUGAUAACAAAACAAUUUAACUUUUUUUUAUAUAUAUAAAUACAUAGUAAAUAUACAAUCAUCACCUUGUAUUAUUAUCAUAAUUAAAUAUGAGCUUGAUACAAUUAUUUUCAUACCCAACCCAAGAAAAUUAAGAUUAAUCAUCAAUUGAAACAAUUAACAUGAUUUCAUCUUGGAACACGAAUUGUUCAACUUAAAUUGAUUGAUUGUAAAAAAAAGUAAAUAUCAAUAAUUAAACAUUUACUUUACAUAAUAGA
Messenger RNA from Panonychus citri (citrus red mite), 5751 nucleotides. RefSeq lists its product as uncharacterized. The coding region runs from base 371 to 4492 and encodes 1373 amino acids. Gene Ontology annotation, molecular function: phosphatase regulator activity; enzyme inhibitor activity; protein binding. The transcript has 6 exons. NCBI's taxonomy places the organism in Eukaryota, Metazoa, Arthropoda, Arachnida, Trombidiformes, Tetranychidae. Gene Ontology annotation, cellular component: cytoplasm. The record is from RefSeq and is a predicted model, not a curated record.